ACCGCCGGCCGCCUCGGGGUCUGUGGGCGCGCGCGCGGCGGCUCCCGGGGACCACGGCGGCCCGGCGCAGUGUGGCAGUGGCCAGCGGGCCGGGGGCCCCGGGCUCCGCCCACUACUGUCUGGAGCUGCUGCGGUGGCCAAGGAGGCCAGAGGGUGUCAGAUCUCCUGGAACUAAAGUUAAAGGCAGUCAUGAGUUACCUAAUGCAAGUGCUGGGAGCUGAACCCAGGUCCUCUGCAGGAGCAACAAAAGCUCUUAACCACUGAGCCAUCUCUCCAGCCCCAGAUAAGUAUAAAAUUUAAGAAAUAUCAGGCCUACUGUGAACCAAAGCCUCAUUAUUUUCAGUUGAUUUUGGUCAAUAUUUUGUGUGUAGUUUGUUUAGAGACAGGUCUCACUAUUUAGCCCUGGCAGAUCUAGAACUCUUUAUAUAAACCAUGCAGAACUCACAGAGAUCCACCUGCCUCUGCCUCCGCCUCCCAAGUGUUGGGACUAAAGCCAUGCCUGCUUUUUGGGUGUAGUUUGGAAAGUAAAGACUUACUACCAUUUUUCUUUUGUUUCUAUUUGUUGCAGGAAACGAGAUUAUGAAAGUUAUUUAUGCUCCCUACUGCUCCCUGCAGAAUGCCGAAGCUCUGUUUUUGCACUGAGGGCCUUCAAUGUGGAACUGGCUCAGGCUGUGUGUUCCUAGAAGUCAUGGGUCAUGAUCCCCACCUCCUCUGCCAUCAGACGGGAUCUGAUGUUGGAGACUGGCCUUAGACUUGCUGUGUAGCUGAGGAUGGCCUAAACUCCUGCCCUUACCUCCUCAGUGCUAUUAGCACUAUUAGUCUGCUAUUAGCACUAUUAGUCUGCUUUAUGUGAUUCUGGGAAUCGAACUCGGCUUGUUACAUGCUAAGCAGGUUAAGGACUCAGUCUCUGAGAAAACAAUUGGACUGAUGCGAAUGCAGUUCUGGAAAAAAGCUGUGGAAGAUAUAUACUGUGAUAACCCACCACAACAGCCUGUGGCCAUUGAACUCUGGAAGGCUGUCAAGAGACACAAUCUGACUAAACGAUGGCUUAUGAAAAUCAUCGAUGAAAGAGAAAAAAAUUUGGAUGAUAAAGCCUAUCAUAAUAUCCAGGAACUUGAAAACUAUGCUGAGAAUACACAGAGCUGUCUUCUGUAUUUAACAUUAGAGAUGUUGGGUGUAAAGGAUCUUCAUGCAGAUCACGUUGCAAGCCACAUUGGAAAGGCACAAGGCAUUGUCACUUGCUUGAGAGCAACGCCCUAUCACGGCAGCAGGAGGAAGGUGUUCCUUCCCAUGGAUAUUUGUGCCAUGCAUGGUGUUUCACAAGAGGACUUUAUACGGAGGAACCAAGAUAAAAAUAUGAGAGAUGUAAUCUAUGACAUUGCCAGCCAGGCACACUUGCACCUAAAGCAUGCGAGGUCCUUUCACAAAAGUGUUCCUGUGAAAGCGUUUCCUGCUUUUCUUCAGACAGUUUCUCUAGAGGACUAUUUAAAGAAAAUUCAAAGAGUAGAUUUUGAUAUAUUCCACCCAUCUUUACAGCAGAAGAAUACAUUACUUCCUUUAUCUUUGUAUAUUCAAUCAUGGAGAAAAAGAUAUUAAAAUAACUUGAUACAUUAUGAUACUGAUCUACUUUUAAUUUAUUGGUU
This is a messenger RNA of Nannospalax galili (Upper Galilee mountains blind mole rat), 1643 nucleotides long. It is a transcript of the gene Ndufaf6, whose product is annotated as NADH:ubiquinone oxidoreductase complex assembly factor 6. The transcript has 11 exons. NCBI's taxonomy places the organism in Eukaryota, Metazoa, Chordata, Mammalia, Rodentia, Spalacidae. Gene Ontology annotation, biological process: mitochondrial respiratory chain complex I assembly; biosynthetic process. Gene Ontology annotation, cellular component: mitochondrion. The record is from RefSeq and is a predicted model, not a curated record. The coding region runs from base 928 to 1596 and encodes 222 amino acids.